AUGAAGUGGCCCGAUAUCGUGAGCCCGACCCUCUCCGCCAUCCACCAAGAGCCCCAGAGACUCCCCCUAGCAUGUCUCUCGCAGUAUCUCGAAAUCUACCAGGUCCGCGGAUACGGCAUCUGGCCAGUGAUCGAUGUCCAAGUCCUCACUGCGCGCCUCAUCACGCACCCCCACGACCUGGAAGCAUAUGCACUAGCCACCUCCAUAUGUGCCGCCAUCGUCAGCCAGUUCUCCAUUGACGUUGAGCCCGGAAGUCCAGUCGAAGGCCAUUACCGCGUCUCCAGCAACGCAUUCGAAUUAGAGGCCAAAAAAGCAAGGAACGAAUCCGACCACCUGGAAAACGUCACCAUGUACUCUCUGCUAAGCAGCUUCUUCCUGCAUGUGUACUCGGCCAACGUCGGCCGCAUGAAUGCCUCGACGGUUUUGCUCGGAGAGGCCAUCUUCAAAGCCCAUAUUCUGGGCUUACAUAAACCAACCCACUACCAGCACCUGGACGUGGAGCAGACACAGGCUGCUUUGAGGGUCUACUGGCUCCUCUUCAUCACGGAGCGAGCCCAUUCCCUGCAGCACGAUGUUCCGACGACACUGAAGCGCUCACCCGAUCUGCCAAGACUCGAGGAUUUGCAUGACGGAUCCGUCACACCUGCCUUUGUCCAGCUUUGCCGACUAUUCAACAUUCUCGAUGUCACCAUCACGGCCGAUCCUGCAAGCGCGCGCCGAGCGCUGGCUUCCGCCCAGCAGCAGCUCAGCUGCGACGAAGACCCCCGCAGUCUCGAAAACGAACUCCAGCGCGCAGACAUCUCCAUGACGCAGCAAUGGAUGCGUAUUUUCCUAUGGCAACACGCGCUCAAUGUCACCAACUUGAGCAGUCGAGCAAGCCAAGAUGAAGAAUUCUCGUUUCGCUUCCCUGCCAAAAUCGCUCAAAACGUGCUCAACAAUCUAAGCAGUCUUUCGCGCCAAAGUGUUGAGGCUCACGGGCCUGGCAUGGAGUCCAAGCUGUUUGAUGUAGCCAACUCGCUUGCCGAUGUCAUGAUGAUCAUGCCGUCACUAAACCACGAGACGCAUUUCGAUAUUGGCCCUAGAGAUCUCAUCCAUUCUCUCGCUCAGGUGCUCGCUGGCUUCCGUGGCGGUAAUCCUGCCGUCAUGAGCAUACUACAGGAUAAACUUACCACCCUUGGACUUGGUGUUGGAUCGCCACAGAGGUUACUCGAGCUUUCAUCGCCCGAAGAAGACCAAGACGAGUUCCCAAGUGUACCCCUCUCAGCCUCGCCAGCCUAUGUACCAUCGGUAUGCGACCCUCCGUUGAUGUCUCCUCUUCCACCCGCUAUGAACAUGUAUGGAGGAUAUUGA
Molecule: messenger RNA, 1350 nt
Organism: Exserohilum turcica Et28A
Lineage: Eukaryota; Fungi; Ascomycota; Dothideomycetes; Pleosporales; Pleosporaceae
Exons: 2
Coding region: 1-1350 (449 amino acids)
Biological process (GO): DNA-templated transcription
Molecular function (GO): zinc ion binding; DNA binding
Source: RefSeq, a predicted model, not a curated record